GAUACCCGAAAAUGAAUAUACUGAUAGAAAUUUUCCUGGUGGUAGUAAAAAUAUACGUCAAUAUUUGACUACCAGUAACUUUGCUAGACCUUUAGAAAAACGAAAAAGUGGAUAUUUUCUUGGUCAAUUUACUAUAUUGGUUUGGGCAUUACUGCAUUUUUUAUUGGCCUCGUAA
Messenger RNA from Funneliformis caledonium, 175 nucleotides. The record is from the annotation of a GenBank genome assembly. Lineage: Eukaryota; Fungi; Glomeromycota; Glomeromycetes; Glomerales; Glomeraceae.